AUGACUUCCAUUGCCGACGUUUCCUCUAUACUGGGCGAAUACAUGCUCAAAGGAUGGGUCUUGACAGACCAGUCUUGCCCCACCCCAGGUUGUUCAGUCCCCAUCAUGCGGUCUCCUCAAGGAAUAUCCCCAGUCAUCAAAUUUUGUGCAAACUGCCAAGGGGUUCCGAAAAUUUCAACAUCAACAGCUAUCCCACAACUUGCAGACACCAAUGAUCCCGCCAACUUGUCUCGUAGCACCUCAUCGGCCUCGCAUCUGUCACGGUCUUCAACCCCUCCAACAGAGAUUUCUGAGGAGUUUGUCCCUCAGAUCUUCUCUCCGCCACCCGAGACGGAAGAAACCAGACGUCGCCGAGAGCAAUCUGAUCGUGCUUCAUCCGAGAUUGGAAACCGUCUUCUGAAAGGUUGGGCGAUGCUGGGAGAGGAAUGUCCCAACUCUACGUGCUUUGGCGUGCCCCUUGUACGUCCACCAAAAGCUGGCGGUGAAAAAGAUCCUAGAAAGGAAUGUGUUAUUUGUGGAAAUGUUUAUAUCACCGAUGUGGAUUACGCGGGCAGAGAAUCAAUGAUUCUGGCUGGCAAUGACACGUCUUUAAAUGGUAAUAACGCAGCUGCACUUAGUCCCUACUUAGCGCCAUCGAAAGCUGCAAUCGCAUUAACUUCAAAUGAAAGUGACCAACAACCCAGGAGAGAACCGAUUCAACUCUCGACAAGCCAAACUCUCGAACCUGUGACAUCAGCACCAUCUGCAUCGCUCGCAUUAGAUGAAUCUUCUCAAGCACUGCAAGCAACGUUGCAAUCAUUGUCUUUGCGCUUACGAUUCCUCACUUCGGCGCACCCUGGCCUAGAUGUUGCAUCGAUUGGAUCGACGGCUGAUGCAAUCAGCAAAGUCACACAAGCCUUAACGCAUGUCAAACAGUUGCAGUGGAGUGAAAGGCAGGCAAUCGGUUUUGCGUGA
This is a messenger RNA of Laccaria bicolor S238N-H82, 954 nucleotides long. RefSeq lists its product as uncharacterized. The record is from RefSeq and is a predicted model, not a curated record. Bases 1 to 954 code for a protein of 317 amino acids. Lineage: Eukaryota; Fungi; Basidiomycota; Agaricomycetes; Agaricales; Hydnangiaceae. The transcript is spliced from 6 exons.